AGGAACGUGACAAAAUAUUUAGUAGUCAGCAGGCACUUUAGUAACCUAACCCGAACAUUCUGCAUAAUUUCCCAAUAAAAAAAAAAAAAACAUUAAAAGACCCCUUUCCAAAGUUAUUUCCCUUUUUUUUAUUUUUUUAUUUUUACAGCGUUCUCUGUUUUGCGCUUGCAUGAAUUUUCAAAGCUUCAGGGUUUAUGGCCUCUCUCUCUCUUUCUCACUCACUUGCACCCUUUUCGCCCUCUUUUCCCGUAUAAACUCUUGUUCACUCACAGACUCACUUGUGUUCUUCCAACUCAAAUAAGGCCCUGAGGCUCUUAUUUACCAUUUUGCCACUGCCACAACCCAAAAGGCUCAAAGCUGGGGAGGCUUGUGGGUGUGAUUGCCACCAUGGGGUUCUCUUCUCAGACCACCCCUUUAUAUUGCCCCUCUUGUUCCCGCCACUUUCGUGCUGCUCUCUCUUCACUGUCCCUCUUGGCUCCCUCUCAAUCACCACACCCCAGAAGAAAAAUCCAAUCAAUUCUGAUUGCCAACAAGAUCAUUCGACAUAGUGCAUUGUCUUUCAGAAAAGAUUAUUCCUGCCUAAAGAGAACAUCUUUUGGGUUGAAUAAAUUUAAGGACGUGGAGUAUAGCCAUAAAUCUCCUGUACAUAUUUCAGUUAAGAAAUUUUCUGACAUGUCAUAUGGCAUGUUGGAGGAAAGGAGAUGUGAAGAAGAGUUGGGUCCUUUACAUCCCUCUAAUAGUCAGGUUAAGAUUAGGGGGGGAUUAGCUCGAUCUCCCACGACCCCUGGUACACAAUACUGGGUUGUGGAACGUAAUAAAUUAUCUAAAAUUAAACACGAAAUGCACUUGCAGAAUAAGUUCAGGGUUGUGCCGAAUGCAGUUACUUCCACUGGUCAGGAACAGGCUUUCUAAAUUAAAGAACUCAAAAGAGUUGCUUGACACCAAAAGGGUGGACGCUCCGUUAAAGGUAUCUCCAUCAAAGAUCCUUAAGGAGAAGGUUGAUAGAGUUGAAGACAAAUGCAAUUUGGAGACAAUUGCAAAGUAUGAAGCCAAUGCAACAUCUGUUAAAAAGGCACGUAGUUCUGAACAAUUAAAACUUCGAGGCAGGCUUUGUAGUAUCUAUGAAGACAUAUUGGUUGUUAAUAAUAUUUCUCUUGCUAAGGAAGUUGCUAAGAUGCUUACAGUAAAUUACAGGCAUCUUAUUCAUGCAUGUGAUACUGAGGUGGCUAAGAUAGAUGUCAAACAAGAAACACCUGUAGAUCAUGGGGAGAUAAUAUGCUUCAGUAUUUAUUCGGGUCCAGAAGCUGAUUUUGGAGGUGGAAAGUCAUGUAUUUGGGUAGAUGUACUUGACGGUGGAGGUAAAGAGAUCUUUAAUAAGUUUGCUGAAUUUUUUCAAGAUUCAUCCAUUAAAAAGGUCUGGCAUAACUAUAGCUUUGACUGUCAUGUUAUACAAAACUAUGGAUUUAAGGUUUCUGGAUUUCAUGCUGAUACAAUGCACAUGGCUCGGCUGUGGGAUUCAUCCAGGCGCUGGGUUGGUGGUUAUUCUCUUGAAGGACUUACAGGUGACACAAAGGUAAUGGCUAGGGCUAAGCUGGACCAUGAAAAGGAUUUGAUUGGUAAGGUGUCCAUGACAACUAUAUUUGGCCAGAAAAAGGUGAAGAUAGAUGGAUCUGAGGGUAAAAUGACUACCAUUGUUCCUGUUGAUGUGCUGCAGAGAGAUGAGCGAAUACCUUGGAUAUGUUACUCUGUUUUAGAUGCUAGAAGCACUCUAAAGCUUUAUGAGAGCCUAAAAAGUCAUCUUUCAGACAUGCCUUGGAAUCUUGAUAGUCUACCUGUUUUACACAAAAACAUGUAUGAUUUCUAUCAGGAAUAUUGGCAGCCAUUUGGUGAGCUUCUAGUCAAUAUGGAAUCAGAGGGAAUGUUAGUUGAUCGGUUAUAUCUUAAAGGCAUAGAAGACGUGGCCAAAGCAGAGAAAGAGGCAGCUGUUAAUAGAUUCCGAAAAUGGGCAUCUAGAUAUUGUCCCGAUGCCAAGUAUAUGAAUGUUGGAAGUGAUGCACAAUUGCGAGUACUUCUCUUUGGUGGCACCAUUAACAGGAAAAACCAUAAUGAUGAUAUUCCAACUGAGCGGAUUUUCAAAAUUCCUAAUGUUGAUAAAGUGAUUGCAGAAGGCAAGAAAGCUCCUACAAAAUUUUGUGAUAUUAAAUUGAAUAGCAUUGGAUACAAGCUGAAUGUUGAGAUGUACACACCAAGUGGUUGGCCCUCAGUUAGUGUUGAUGCUUUAAAAGUCCUGGCUGGCAAAGUUUCUGCUGAAUAUGACUUCAAUGAGGCUUGUGAUGUGGAUCUUGAUGUUGAAGAUGGAAAUCCCUCUCAAAGUGAAGUUUUACCUGAAGAAAUAGACAAAUCGGCUUACGGAACAGCUUUUUCUUGUUUUCCAACAGAUCAAGAGGGGAAAGAGGCUUGUCAUGCCAUUGCUGCUUUAUGUGAAGUCUGUUCAAUCGAUUCUUUGAUAUCUAACUUCAUCCUUCCCCUGCAGGGUCAUAAUAUAUCAGGAAAGGAUGAUCGUAUUCAUUGUUCCAUAAAUAUCAACACAGAGACUGGACGCUUAUCAGCAAGAAGGCCAAGUCUACAGAACCAACCUGCUUUGGAAAAGGACCGGUACAAAAUCCGUCAAGCAUUCAUAGCUGCUCCAGGGAAUUCUCUUAUAGUUGCUGAUUAUGGACAGUUGGAACUUAGGAUUCUUGCACAUCUUGCUGGUUGUAAGAGCAUGUUGGAAGCCUUUGAAGCUGGUGGAGAUUUUCAUUCAAGAACUGCAAUGAAUAUGUACCCAUAUAUUCGUGAAGCAGUUGAGAGAAAGGAAGUGCUUCUUGAGUGGCAUCCUCAGCCUGGUGAAGACAAACCCCCAGUUCCUCUCCUGAAGGAUGCCUUUGCUUCAGAAAGGAGAAAAGCCAAAAUGCUUAACUUCUCAAUUGCGUAUGGAAAGACUGCAGUUGGGCUAUCAAAGGAUUGGAAGGUUUCUGUGAAAGAGGCUAAGAGAACAGUUGCCCUUUGGUACAAUGACAGAAAAGAAGUGCUGAAAUGGCAAGAAGAACGUAAAAAAGAAGCCUGUGAAUUUCAACGGGUGCACACAUUGCUAGGGCGAGCCCGAAGGUUUCCAAAGAUAGACCCAGAUCAUAGCUCCCAUAGAGGUCAUAUUGAGCGAGCUGCUAUCAAUACACCAGUCCAGGGUAGUGCAGCAGAUGUUGCUAUGUGUGCCAUGUUACAAAUAUCCAAAAAUAAGAAGUUGAAGGAGCUUGGAUGGAAGUUACUUCUACAGGUUCAUGAUGAAGUCAUAUUGGAAGGACCAACAGAGUCAGCCGAGGUUGCUAAGGCCAUAGUUGUCGAGUGCAUGGAAAAACCCUUUAAUGGCAAGAAUUUUCUCAAGGUCGGCCUCACCGUCGAUGCCAAGUGUGCUCAAAACUGGUACGCUGCAAAAUAGAUGGCUGGUCAUACAACAUGAACGGUGAUGACCUGGUGUGGUGGGGUAAUUUUGCACCCUUGAUUUCGUACAAAGGCCAUACAUGGUUGGAUCUGGAAGAGUUGUUUUCUUGGCAACAUGAUUCUUCCUUUGGUAACUGUAAAACAGAAGAGGCUGCUGCUUUUGUGCUUCUUUUUCCAUGGCAAAGGAAUUGCCCUUGAGUUUAUCCUCCUUCAUUUCUAUCGAGGUUCUUGAUGUUUUCUGGAAAGAGUAAUUCCAUACUGAUGUUUUGCUGUGCAUAGCAAUUGUGUCUUUGAAGGAAGAAACUAAGUGGAAAAACCAUGGUCUUGGCAAUUUGUCUGCUUAUGUUAUCUUGUUAAAGAGUAAUUGGUGUAUCAUUUGUAUACAUCAUGUAACAUUAUGGCAUAAUGGCUUUGUGCAACUGUAUCAUUUGUAUAUUGUAUAUAAAAAACAAAAUUUGCG
This is a messenger RNA of Vigna radiata var. radiata (mung bean), 3937 nucleotides long. Its product is annotated as DNA polymerase I B, chloroplastic/mitochondrial. Lineage: Eukaryota; Viridiplantae; Streptophyta; Magnoliopsida; Fabales; Fabaceae. Gene Ontology annotation, molecular function: 3'-5' exonuclease activity; DNA-directed DNA polymerase activity; DNA binding. The record is from RefSeq and is a predicted model, not a curated record. Gene Ontology annotation, biological process: double-strand break repair; DNA-templated DNA replication.